AUGACGUACCUAACAGAGGUCUUAGGAAAGGCAAAUGACUUCAUUAGAGGAGAGAAAUUCGACAAAGCGGCUAAUGCUAAAAGGCCGACAGCAGCAGAAAAGGAUAAGGAAAAAGAAAAAGAUAAGGAACGCCGGGACGACAAAUAUCGGAGAGAAGAGAACAAUUCUGUGAAAAAAGGUUUUGAGGGCCGACCAGACAAAUAUCAUAACUAUACCACACUAAAGAUAUCUCGGGCUCGGAUAUUCGAGUUGCACAGUAAAAAUGAUAAGUGGCAAAGGCCCAGGAAAAUAUAUUACAAGUGCAGAGAUAAGUCUAAGUGGUGUGAGUUUCACAACGAUUACGGCCACAAAACAGAAGACUGCAAAGACCUUAAGGACAAGAUAGAAGACCUCAUCAGGAGAGGUUACUUUACCCAGUACCAAGCAAAGGUUGAUCGCAAAUCUCCACCUAGGGAAGAUGAGAAUAGCAGCAAGAGACCGGUAAAGGACAGGAUCACUGAGAUCCAUGUCAUAAGUGGAGGACCAACAAGGGGUGGUAGCAUCCACGGAGCUAAAGCUAGUCUGAAGGAAGUUCGACACCAGGUGAACUAUAACAACACCAGAAAGUGGCCGGCACCACCUCCGACGCCGUCUGUGGCUUUUACCUCAGAAGACGCCAAAGGGAUCAUAUAUCCCCAUGACGACCCUUUGGUAAUAUCCCUGCAGAUAUCAACUGCAAUGGUUCAUCGCGUGCUAGUAGAUGGGGGAAGCUCUGCUAACAUCCUCUACAAAGAAACAUUCGAGAAAAUGGGUUUCGAUAGGGAAUGCCUGAAACCGGUAUCUUACCCGGGGCAUCUGUCGUCCUAG
Messenger RNA from Beta vulgaris subsp. vulgaris (sugar beet), 846 nucleotides. RefSeq lists its product as uncharacterized. Bases 1 to 846 code for a protein of 281 amino acids. The transcript has a single exon. The record is from RefSeq and is a predicted model, not a curated record. Lineage: Eukaryota; Viridiplantae; Streptophyta; Magnoliopsida; Caryophyllales; Amaranthaceae.